Molecule: messenger RNA, 1248 nt
Organism: Aspergillus clavatus NRRL 1
Lineage: Eukaryota; Fungi; Ascomycota; Eurotiomycetes; Eurotiales; Aspergillaceae
Product: metalloendopeptidase WSS1
Exons: 2
Coding region: 1-1248 (415 amino acids)
Source: RefSeq, a predicted model, not a curated record
AUGCGUGAACUAGAUCCGUUGGUCUCUGAGUACCAGCAUGACAAGCAUAGACCUAGGGAAGCAGAGGCUUUGCUAAUGCUUCGCAAAAUUGCCUCUCUUGUGAAGCCUAUCAUGCGACAGAGGUCCUGGAGAGUAGGCACACUUUGCGAAUUCUAUCCCCACCAGCGGAACCUACUAGGCUUGAAUGUCAAUGCAGGUCAAAAAAUAUGCUUACGACUGCGAUAUCCCUCCGAUGAGCGUCAGUUUCUGCCUUUAGAGCAGGUGGUUGACACGAUGCUUCACGAGCUUUGUCAUAUCGUACAUGGUCCACAUAAUCAGCAAUUCCAUGCCCUUUGGAAUCAGCUACGUGACGAACACGAAGAACUCGCCAUCAAGGGUUACACCGGGGAGGGGUUCCUAUCUCAGGGCAAACGUCUGGGUGGUCGUAAUAUGCCAAUCGACGAGGCCCGCCGCGUAGCCAGAGCAGCCGCGGAGCGGAGGCGGACUCUUUCAGCCGGAUCGGGGCAGCGGCUCGGCGGUGCUCCAGUUCUACGUGGCACAGAUUUGCGAAGAAUAAUUGCCGACGCUGCGCAAAGACGCAUUGAAGUGACAGAGGGCUGUGCUUCAGGGGCAGACAACAGCGUUGAUCUGGCAGAGGAAGCCUCGAGGAACGGGUUCCGUACUAAAGCAGAAGAGGAUGAUGCAAACGAACGAGCGAUCAUGGAAGCCUACAUCGAUUUAAUUCAGCAAGAAGAGCGGGAGAAAUACGGGCCUUCUUAUAUCCUUCCUAGCCAGGAGAUACCCGCAGGGCCUCGAUCAGCUCCGUCUCCGCCGCCUGUUCCAGCAAGCACCAAACCUACACCUUCGCAACAACCGCUGGAACCAAUUGAUCUCACAUCCGAUAAUACCUCGUACGAACAACCCUGGACAUGUCCCACCUGCACGCUCGAGAAUCCCGCCAACUUCCUGUGCUGUGAUGCCUGUACCUCGGAACGACCUCGACCGUCAGCUACUCGAUCAAGUUCUGGACCGGCUACCACUAGCUCCAACAAUGGAGGCACACGUAGCACGAAAAAUAAGCGUCCGAUCAGUCAGACUGCCAGCGAAACUCUUUUCAAGAACCGGACGAGGGCGGCGGAAACCCUCGCUGCCCUCGACAGCAACAUCGCCAAGCGACCUCUAGGCUGGGUGUGUAACACCUGCGGCACAUUUAUGGAAACUUCAUGGUGGACGUGCUCAAACUGUGGGAUGAUGAAGCAGGCUUCAUAG